Molecule: messenger RNA, 891 nt
Organism: Stereum hirsutum FP-91666 SS1
Lineage: Eukaryota; Fungi; Basidiomycota; Agaricomycetes; Russulales; Stereaceae
Exons: 4
Coding region: 78-794 (238 amino acids)
Source: RefSeq, a predicted model, not a curated record
AGUCCCCCUCUGUACGACAACACUCUAAGCUCGUGAAUCUCGCCAUAUACAUCUACUAUACUUGCUUGCUGUGAACUAUGUCCGUGACAACGCCGACGCUCCUUCCGCGUCCUCUCAUCUUCCCGACAUUGCUCCCGCGCCCACCACAACCUCACCCCAUCCCUCUGCCGCGUGGGGGUCGGUACACGGGUCGGAUGAAUCUCAUGCGUGACCUGGUGCAGGAGAUGGAUGAUCUGAGUGAUGAGGAGGGGGAGUUGGAGGAUAUCAGGGCUGAGAUCAAUAAUAGAGGGUAUACGUUCCUCGUGCCUAUUGGUAAAACGACGACGCAGCACGAGGAGAAGAACGAUGCCGACGAAGGCUCAGACGGUGAACUGGGAUCCCGCGACGGUGGUCAUUCCUCACCCGCACCCUCCGAAGAAGAAGACGAAGGUUCCUCCUCCGACCACGACGAGGACGACGAUGACGAAGACGACGAAGAGGGCAGGGACCUCGAUGCCGAUAUGGAAGAUCUGGACCAGAGCGUCGCUGCCAGUGAGUCAAGGGAUCUCGACCAGAGCAUCGAUCCGGACCAGAGUAUGGACCCAGAUCUGAGCGCGUCGAGCAGUAGGUAUGCGGAGGGAGGAGAUAUGGAUCACGAUCAGGAUUUUUUGGAGGGGAUGGGGAGUGUGGAGGUUAGUGGGGAGGCUGGGGAGGAGGAUGUUGAGUUUGAGGAGAGUAGUUUGAUGGAGGGGAGUAGUGGGUUUAGGGAUGAGAGUAGGGACGAAUUGGAGGGAGAUGAGCCAUCGUUUGAGUAGGUCAUUUCAUGGUCUUGCCUACGGUUUGUGGAGGAAUUGUGUACGAUGGUCAAAGUUCAAUGUACGUAUAGCAUACGGCGACAUGCAGGCCAUUAAC